AUGGACGAAGAUAUGAAGGACGUCUACACAUGCAUGACGAUGCUCAAACUGUGCGAGACCAAGUGGCUCCUUGUGGGACGAUAUUGGGAUCUUCUGUGCGAGAUAAUCACAGUGAACCAACUCAGUGCUCCUGCAGCAAUUGAUGCUUCUGAGGAAGCCAUUGCGUCCUGGGGAAACCAGGGUGGCACAGCCAGCGGCGACAACCCUGGAGGUUUUGCAGGUAUUUCCAGAGUUGCCGUUGCGGGGACCGUCGGGGGCCAUCCAAACAACGUGGACACCUAUGAAUAUGUAUUACCGGAAGAGCUGCUCGCAGACAAAUCGAUGGACACAACCAACCUUGCCUACUUUCAAUCUGAUCUCAGCCCGGGCGAGCCAUCGGGUGCUGCCAAAGGUAGCUCGGUGUUCACUACGAAUAGCCUGCAAUCCCUGUUUGACAACGGUGUUCCGUUGUGGACGAAUUGGACCCGGCUCCUCACUGGCAGAGAUGAUACACCACCACUCCCUGGAAGCAUCCCGUAA
Molecule: messenger RNA, 519 nt
Organism: Punctularia strigosozonata HHB-11173 SS5
Lineage: Eukaryota; Fungi; Basidiomycota; Agaricomycetes; Corticiales; Punctulariaceae
Exons: 4
Coding region: 1-519 (172 amino acids)
Source: RefSeq, a predicted model, not a curated record